Messenger RNA from Schistosoma turkestanicum, 3099 nucleotides. NCBI's taxonomy places the organism in Eukaryota, Metazoa, Platyhelminthes, Trematoda, Strigeidida, Schistosomatidae. The record is from the annotation of a GenBank genome assembly.
AUGAUUCCUUGCGAUCAAACACAUAUGAACGCUAGAGACGCAGCAGUCAAACCUAUUGAAGAACUUGCUAACUACUUCAAAGUGGACUUGAAAACUGGUCUCAGCCAUAUUGAAGCUCAACACCGACUCAAACUGUGUGGUCCAAAUGAGUUGAAACAUCCAGACCCAGAUCCUUUAUAUAAGAAGUACCUUGAACAAUUCAAAGAACCUAUGAUACUGUUACUACUUUCAUCUGCUUGUAUUAGUCUUAUUAUGAAGCAAUAUGAUGAUACUAUUAGCAUCACUGUUGCAGUCUUAAUAGUGGUUACUGUCGCAUUCAUUCAAGGCUACAGGUCAGAAAAAGUUCUAGAAGCUUUGCAAAAAUUGAUGCCCCCAAAAUGUAGCUGUUUACGUAAUGGAGAAAUACAUACAUUUCUAGCUUCAUAUCUCGUUCCUGGUGAUAUCGUCUGUUUAUCGGUGGGCGAUCGUCUUCCAGCAGAUUUGAGGCUUUUUGAUCUGAAUGAUUUACGCGUGGACGAGUCUAGUUUGACUGGAGAAACUGAAGCUGUUCCUAAAUCCUCAGAGGUCCUUUGUACACACUUCCCAAUUUCUAAUGCAUCUGAAGUUAUGUUUCCAUUAACACAAACUGGUGAUAAUGAAGCUGUUGAACGUCUACGUGGAUGUCAUGAUUUAAUUAAUAUUGGAUUUAUGGGAACAUUGGUUUGUUCGGGUACUGCAAAAGGUUUAGUUAUCGGAACUGGAGAACAUUCGGAAUUCGGUGAAGUUUUCCGUAUGAUGCAUUUAGAAGAGGCACCACGUACGCCACUUCAGAAGAGUAUGGAUAAAUUAGGAAAGCAUUUAUCUGCUAUCUCUUUGGUUAUUAUUGGUAGUAUAGUGAUUAUUGGCCUGUUUCAAGGACGCCACAUUUUAGAACUGUUAAAUAUUGGCGUAAGUUUGGCAGUCGCUGCAAUCCCUGAAGGCCUUCCAAUUGUAGUAACUGUCACUUUAGCUAUUGGUCAAAUGCGUAUGGCAGCAAGGAAUGCAAUUGUCAGACGACUCCCAGCUGUUGAAACUCUUGGUUGUGUAAAUGUAGUGUGUUCCGAUAAAACUGGGACAAUGACAAAGAAUGAAAUGACUGUAUCACAUAUAGUUACUGGUUCAUUAGAACGGUACACAAUUCCAAUUCAACAAGCCAAUAAGCCCAGUUAUGCUGGUUCUAUGAACAUAGAUUUGAAUACUAGUCAUUCAACUGUAUCUACUGCUAUCACUGCUACUAAAAAUAUGUCUACAACUAGUAGUAGUAGUAGUACUACAAAUAUUAAAAUCAAUGAUGUCUCAUCAUCAAACAAAUUAGUACCGAAUCAUAUUGAUGUUGAUCAUCAGAUGCCGACUAAUGGUAGAUCAGCUUCAUUUUCUGAAUUGCACACACCAUAUUAUUAUCCUCCUUCUUUGGAUAGUAUAAUACAGAUUGGUUGUAUUUGUAAUAAUGCUGUAAUUCGAGAUGAUCAGUUAUUCGGUCAACCUACAGAAGGUGCACUUCUAAGACUGGCUGCUCAGUUUCAUGCACUAGAUGAACGUGCAUUUUAUACUCGUUUACAAGAAUGGCCAUUUAGUUCCGAGUCAAAACUUAUGAUUGUUAAAUGUGUUCGAAACAAUCAAUCAUCGAUUUCUGAUAAACCAGUUUACUUUGCUAAAGGAGCUAUAGACCAAUUGCUUGAUCGUUGUGCUUUUACAUCGCUUUCAAACAAUUCUACAAUUUCAAUGCAGUCAUCACCAGCUGAUAGUCAUUCAUCUGCUCUAUCGAAUCGUUGUUCUAAUAAUAAUUCUAUAAAGCCAAUGGAUUCAGAGACUAGAAAAGCAAUACUCAAUGAAGCAUCUAUACUUGGUAAUUUAGGCUUACGUGUAUUAGCAUUGGCUAAAGGUAUUGACUCUGAGCAAAUGAUUUUCCAUGGGCUAGUUGGUUUAAUUGAUCCUCCGCGUCCUGGUGUAGAUGCCUGCAUUCGAAUAUUAUCUGAAUCUGGUGUACGUGUGAUUAUGAUAACUGGUGACGCCAAAGAAACUGCAUGUACAAUUGGGUCUCGUUUAUCUCUUUAUCGCCCUGGUGAUCUAUGCCUUAGUGGUGAAGACGUAGAACGAAUAAGUGUUGAACAAUUAACGUCUGUUGUACGUAAUGUUACCGUAUUUUAUCGAUCGGGACCAAAACAUAAGUGCAAAAUUGUCAAAGCCCUGCAACAAUCCAAUUUAGUUGUUGCAAUGACUGGUGACGGUGUGAAUGAUGCGAUCGCAUUAAAAUCAUCCGAUAUCGGUAUUGCAAUGGGUCGUACAGGGACUGAUGUAUGUCGUGAAGCUGCUGAUAUUGUUUUAUUAGAUGAUAAUUUUACCACAAUUUUAGCUGCAAUGGAAGAAGGCAAAGCAUUAUUUCAUAAUAUUAGAAAUUUCAUCGGAUUUCAAUUGAGCACAUCUAUAGCUGCUCUAGCCUUAAUUGCUUUAUCCACAUUACUUUCACUACCAAGUCCAUUGAAUGCUAUGCAAAUUCUUUUUAUUAAUAUACUAAUGGAUGGUCCACCUGCUCAAAGUUUAGGCGUUGAACCACCAGAUCCUCAUGUAGUUAGACAACCUCCUCGAAGAGCGAAUGAUUCUAUUUUAGAUGGGCGUUUAAUGUUCAAUGUAUUGACAGCUUCAUCACUGAUUGUCUCUGGCACUUUAUGGAUUUUCUUUAGAGAAUUAUCCGAUAAUAAAGUUACACCUCGUGAUACAACAAUGACUUUUACAUGUUUCGUUUUAUUUGACAUGUUCAAUGCGUUGAGUUUUCGAUCACAGAAUAAAUCAAUCUUCUCACUGGGAUUCUUCUCUAAUCGUUUAUUUGUACUAGCUGUUGGCUUAUCAUUAUUCGGUCAGUUAUUGGUCAUUUAUUUCCCACCAUUACAAGCUGUCUUUCAAACUGAAGCAUUGACAUUAAAAGAUUUAGUUUUAUUAGUCUGUUUAACGUCAUCGGUGUUUUUCAUGUCUGAAUUGCGUAAACUUGUGCGCAUACGUCAAGAUGUCUAUUUCUGGGCUACAUAUUUUCUAUCUUAUAUGAAAUUGCCAAGACGUGUAAAAAUGGAUGGCAAUAUGGUAUGA